CAGACCCGGAAGUGAGAGGAGGAAAACACGUGGAGGCCGCCCAAGGAGCAGCAGAGUCCGGUCCACUCUGCGUCCACCACAGGACCAUCAUGGAUGACCAACAGGCCCGGGAGCUGCUGGACUUCCUUGGCCCUGAAUCCCGGCCGGACCUGCGAGCCCAAGCUGUCCAUUGCGUGGCAGGGCUGACGGUCACUCCGGAGGGCAGGCAGCUCUUGACCACCCGGCCGGACUUUGUAGAGGCCCUGCUGGCCCUGACCACUGACCCUUCUGCGGAUGUGGCCAAAGAGGCCUUCCAUGCCCUCAUCAACCUGGCCACGGAACCGGACACUCACAUCGUCCUGGCGAAGGGUCUGCCUGACCUCUUGGGCCUCCUGCUGGACCCCAGGAACCCCUUGGCUGACCAGGCUUGCGCCCUCCUCUCCAACUUCUCCAGGGAAGAAGCCGCUGCCCAGCAACUCUUGACCGCUCUGCAGAGGGAGAACGAGAAGGGACUAGUGGCCCUAGUGGACGCCCUCGGAAGCCCCGACCCCCAGGCCGGACUCCACUACUUGGGGCCCCUCCUCUCCAACCUCAGCCAGCUCCCCGAAGCCCGAAAGGUCCUCCUUGACCCCUCCAGAUGUAUCAUUCAGAAGCUGCUUCCGUUUACACAGUUCAUGGCAUCAGACAUCCGCCGAGGAGGGAUCGUCGGGACCCUUCGGAACUGCUGCUUCGAAUACCGGUGCCACGAGUGGCUCCUCGGCGAAGAAGUGGACCUGCUGCCCUUUCUCCUCCUCCCUUUGGCCGGUCCGGAGGAGUUCCCGGAGGAUGAGAUGGAAAAGCUGCCUCUGGACCUGCAGUACUUGCCGCCAGAGAAGGAACGGGAACCCGACCCGGACAUCCGCAAGAUGCUUCUGGAGGCCAUCAUGCUGCUGACGGCCACCAAACCGGGGCGGCACCUGGUUCGGGAGAAAGGCACCUACCUGGUCCUGCGGGAGCUGCACAGGUGGGAGGCGGACCCUGGCGCUCGGGCCGCCUGCGAGAAGGUGAUCCAGGUCCUGAUUGCCGAGGAGCCUCCGUCCGGGAUGGAGAACCUGCUGGAGGUGGAGAUCCCCACGAAGGUGGAGGAAGAGCUGCAGCGCCUGGACCAGAAGGAGGAGGAGGAAUCCAGUAGGUUGCAUGCUGCAGAAGUUCUGGGAGAACAGUGCCCACCUUGCAAAGAUGAGGGGCAGCGAUACCUGGCAUUGGAGGUAUCGCUGCCCCUCAUCUUCGCAGAUGAUGAAAUGAAUUGGCAGUGA
Anolis sagrei ordinatus is the source of this 1274-nucleotide messenger RNA. It is a transcript of the gene HGH1, whose product is annotated as HGH1 homolog. NCBI's taxonomy places the organism in Eukaryota, Metazoa, Chordata, Lepidosauria, Squamata, Anolidae. The record is from RefSeq and is a predicted model, not a curated record.